GGCGGGAGGGAGGAGCCCGUGAUGGCUGGUGCCGCUGCCGUCGCACUGUCCCUCACUGCGCUGCCGGCCGCCGCCGCCCCUCCUCCGCUGCCAGCCCCUGGCCGCCGCGUCGCUGUCAUGGCCGAGGAGGAGACCUCCAGCGAAGGGUUAGGAUGGUUAUUCAGCUGGCUUCCCGCCUGGUGUCCCACGUCACUGCUUCACCUUAAAGAAGCUGAGGAUAAAAUGCUAAAAUGUAUCACAAGGACAUACAAUAAACGAUACGUGUAUAUAUCUAAAGGAAAUAAAAUAUGGACACUGACGUUCUCUCCAGACCUUUCACAUAAAACUCCUCUUGUUCUGCUGCAUGGGUUUGGAGGAGGUGUUGGACUGUGGGCUCUCAAUCUUGAAGAUCUCAGUGAGAACAGGACCGUUCAUGCUUUUGACCUCUUGGGAUUUGGACGUAGCAGUAGACCACAAUUUGACACUGACGCUCAGGAAGCUGAAAAUCAGUUUGUGGAGUCCAUAGAAGCAUGGAGAAAGGAGAUGGGGUUAGAAAAAAUGAUUUUACUUGGACACAACCUAGGUGGAUUCCUGGCUGCUGCUUACUCAUUAAAAUACCCAUCAAGGGUAAAACAUCUUAUCUUAGUGGAGCCGUGGGGUUUUCCAGAGAGGCCUGACAAUGCUGAACAUGAAAGACCAAUUCCGAUCUGGAUCAAAGCACUAGGAGCUAUAUUGAGUCCAUUUAAUCCAUUAGCUGGGCUGAGGAUAGCAGGACCCUUUGGAUUAAGCCUUGUUCAGCGUUUAAGACCAGAUUUCAAGCGCAAAUACUCAUCAAUGUUUGAUGAUAACACUGUGGCUGAAUAUAUCUAUCACUGCAAUGUGCAGUCACCCAGUGGUGAAACAGCUUUCAAGAACAUGACUAUCCCUUAUGGAUGGGCAAAAAGACCAAUGCUGCAACGGAUUCCGCAGAUGGCUCAAGACAUUCCUAUCACUGUGGUCUAUGGAGCACGUUCCUGUAUAGAUGGUAAUUCUGGCAGCACUAUCCAGUCUCUGAGACCAAAUUCCUAUGUGAAGACAAUUGCUAUCCUUGGUGCAGGUCAUUAUGUGUAUGCUGAUCAACCUGAAGACUUCAAUCAGAAAGUGAAAGACACCUGUGAUUCUGUGGACUGACUGACUUCUGUUCUUUAGGAAGUUACAGGCUAGAUAGCAUUCAUAGCAAUACUAUUUGGGAAAUCACUAAAAAAUGUGGAGCUAAUGGAACAGGCUCUGUUUGCACACUGUUUCUUCUAAGAAGCCAUUUGCACACUUAAAUCACUUAGUGCCUUAUGGGGGGGGUGGGGA
Molecule: messenger RNA, 1320 nt
Organism: Dryobates pubescens (Downy woodpecker)
Lineage: Eukaryota; Metazoa; Chordata; Aves; Piciformes; Picidae
Gene: ABHD5
Product: abhydrolase domain containing 5, lysophosphatidic acid acyltransferase
Exons: 7
Coding region: 22-1149 (375 amino acids)
Biological process (GO): negative regulation of triglyceride storage; positive regulation of triglyceride catabolic process
Cellular component (GO): lipid droplet
Source: RefSeq, a predicted model, not a curated record